Messenger RNA from Halichondria panicea, 1255 nucleotides. RefSeq names its product TBC1 domain family member 7-like. The transcript is spliced from 9 exons. Lineage: Eukaryota; Metazoa; Porifera; Demospongiae; Suberitida; Halichondriidae. Bases 36 to 1058 code for a protein of 340 amino acids. Gene Ontology annotation, biological process: negative regulation of TOR signaling; activation of GTPase activity. The record is from RefSeq and is a predicted model, not a curated record. Gene Ontology annotation, molecular function: GTPase activator activity.
UGUGAGCUGCUCACUUUGACGACCAUGCAUAAAAGAUGUCUACAUCAGAAGCAGCAGAGCCAGUGCAAGUGAGGAGAGACUUCAGGUCUUCUUACUACUACAAGAGUUUGCAUGGAUUUAAAGGUGGAGAGAAGAGCCUGGGGCACUUGGAGGUCCUCCUGAGCAUGGACGUGCUAGAUCUGGAGAAGCUGAGGCAUUUCUGUUUACAGCAUACACUGCCAGUCUAUUGUCGACCAUUGAUCUGGAAAGUGCUGCUAGGGGUGUUACCUGUACACACGGAUAAGGACACCACGAAGUUUAUCGAGGAGCAAAAAGCGCAACAGUACUCUGACCUCCGACACGCCUUACAGAUCAUGGGCAGGAUAGCAACGCCCACACACACACACCAGCAACUACAUCAGGUAACAGAACGACCUUUGUUGAAGCCCUGUGGCGAUGAUGUCACCACACCUCAGGCGACCUCUGACCCUAGCGCCAGUGAAGAGUUUGUGUUAGUGUAUUUGUUGGAGAGUAACAAACUAUUAACUGCCACAGAGAGCCACCUCCGGAGGCCCGCACAGUUGAGGUUGCGACUGAUUGCUGAUGCUUUUCUCUCAAUGUUUGAUGAUGAGGGGGCGUGUCCACGCUAUUGGAUGUUCUCAGGGUUUGUUAAAAUGUCUGCCAUCAUAGUCCUGCCUCAUCUGGACAAGCUGGUCUCCCAGUGUUUGUGUUGCUUAGCUACAGAGGAGUCAGUGCUGUACAGUCACCUCAAGAGUAUAGGGGCUAUUAGCCACACCCUCCCACUCAUGCAGUGGUUCAGUGAUUGCUUUGCUGCAGAUCUACCCGAGUCGUGUCUUGAAAGUGUGUGGGACCGAGUGGUUGCUGGGUCGUGUGCUGUGCUGGCGUUUGUAGGGGCGGCCAUUCUGCUGUCUGUCAAGAGGAGGAUUCUAGGCCUCUCCUCUCACACUGACCUCACACAUGUCCUGCACACAAUACCCAAGGAGAACUUCACUGCAAUAGUGAGCAAAGGCCUACAGCUGUGGGAGACCAGGGGAAGCCCCUUAUUACCACCACCCUAGCAACCAACCUCGUGCAUCAAAAUAAUCAUCAUCACUACUAAUUAAUACAGCAGACUCUUCUUAUUAUUGAUAUAAUUAUAUCCCGUCUUUAUUAGGUCAAUGCUAUUCAAUGCUAUAAUUAUUACAUGUGUUAUGAAUUUUAUUGCUCGUUUAUGUAAUUUCAAGCAGCACACAAAUCAUUAAUAAUUUUAACAUGA